AAAAAAUCAUAAAUCUGUAAAAAAACAAAAUUGUAAACUGCGGUAAGAAAUAAUACUAGCACGAUUAUUCUCUUCCAAUAAAAUGCUGUGAGGUAGUUUACUAGAAGGAUAGAAAAUCCCAAUUGGAAAAGAAAAAAAAAAAAAAGGGUUAAAGGAGAUAUUUUGAGGUUAUUUCCUUACGGAUUAGCGAUUUCUAGUACUAACAUUUUUUGAUACUCAAAAUCCGGUCAUUCUUUUGUCUCCCUCUUUCGGUGGACAAUGGAAGCAACUCUUCUCGGCUCCCAUCGCUUCCUCCCUAGCCUCCUCUCAACAAAACCACUUCAAAUUCCAGCUGGACAUGUGGCUCGUGACCUACGAUUUUAUCAUCCACUCUAUGCCAAACUCCACCACACUCUCAAGAUGAAAUUGGUAAACUGCAGUAGAAGCCAUUUUGUGCUGCCAAAUAGAUGUUUCCAGUCAAAAACAAACAGAAAAUGGUCGAGCAAUUCUUCAGACCAGCUUCGAAGUGACUAUGUAAAUGUUGAAUCACCAUCCUCAGAGUCUCUAAAUCUGGAGGUUGUUCCUUCAAGUUCAGAUAAGGAGACAGAUAUUUCCAAUUCUAAUGGUGUUAAUAGCAUUGAGACUUCAUGUGAUAGACCAAAAUAUUUUAGAAAUAGAUUUCUAAACUUUGUAUGUCUGAGUUCUGUGAUGAAUAAUGCUGCGGAGUCAUUCUUUAAGAGUGAGAUUCGAAGGAGGCUAUUUGUGACAGCUAUACUGCUUGUAAUUAGUCGUGUUGGGUAUUUCAUUCCUCUACCUGGAUUUGAUAGAAGGUUGAUACCUCAAGAUUACCUUAGCUUUGUCUCUGGGUCUGUUGAUGACCUGGGUGAUUUUUCUGCGGAGCUUAAACUGUCCUUUUUUCAGCUUGGUAUCAGCCCUCAGAUAAUUGCAUCUAUAAUUAUGCAGGUACUCUGUCAUGUUGUUCCAUCCUUAGUUAAGUUGAGGAAGGAAGGAUUGGAUGGCCACGAGAAGAUAAAGAGUUAUAUAUGGUGGAUUUCACUUGGCUUUGCAAUAUUAGAAGCUGUUAUAGUUGCUUGUUAUUCUCUUCCAUAUUCAAUUUAUGCAGCCAGUUACAGGGUCAAGCAUGUGAUGGUGACUGCUUUUCUAUUGGUUUGUGGUGCAAUGACUAUGACAUGGAUCUGUGAUACAAUAUCAGAAUCCGGAUUUGGUCAAGGUUCGUCUCUAAUUAUAUGUGUUGGAAUAUUAACCGGGUACACUGAUACACUAUACAAGAUGUUGACUCAGCUCUCAGGGAGUGCUGUGAGUUGGUGGCCAUACAUGCUUGCUGUACUGGGUGUUUUUACUGUAGUCACAAUGUGGGCAGUUGUUGUAACUGAGGGUUGCAGGAAAAUAAAGCUGCAGUACUAUGGAUUUAAACUAGCAUCUUCGGCAAGGGAUGAUUCCCCAAUAACUGAAGUAGAACCCUAUAUUCCUUUUAAUAUUAAUCCGUCAGGAAUGCAGCCUGUUCUCACCACCACUUAUCUCUUGGCAUUUCCAAGUAUUGUUGCUAGUAUCCUUGGUUCGCCUUUUUGGGAGCAUGUUAAGGAGAUAUUGAACCCUGGAACAUCCAUUGGUGCAGAGCCAUGGGUUUACUAUUCAAUAUAUGCGUUUUUUGUUUUUUUGUUCAAUAUAUUUGAUAUUGCCAACUUGCCGAAGGAAAUAGCAGAUUACCUGAAUAAGAUGGGUGCCAGGAUACCAAAUAUAAAGCCUGGGAAGGCUACUAUUGAAUAUCUCUCAAAGAUUCAGGCAUCAACACGUUUUUGGGGAGGGCUACUGUUAAGUAUUUUGGCAACUACAUCAACCGUACUUGAUCAUUACUUGCGACAUAUCAAUGAGGGAUUUGCAAUUGGGUUUACAUCAAUUUUAAUAAUUGUGGGUUCCAUAAUUGAGCUAAGAAGAUCCUACCAAGCAUAUAAUGUCAUGCCAAGUUUAAGCAAAGCUCUAAGGCGAUAUGGGGUGUAACAUUUCAAGAGGCUCUUCACAUCCUUGGAGUGGUGCAGAGAUCCACCGCAAGAUAUUGGUAUUGAGUUGUUAUGUGGUAGCUUUGAGUUAAAUUCUGGGUUCAACGUGAGAACAAUUUUGUUAAUACAGUUUGGUUGAGUUGCUGCUGCUGCUGCUUUUGGGGAGUAAAAGAUGAAAAGCCUAACUUGAUUUUUUAGUUAAUCAUCUCACUUCGCAAGCAGGUUCUUAUUCUUCUGAAUCCUCAUUUCUGGAUUUGGACAUGGCUUCUCUACUCUGUGAGAAGUGGAUUUUAGUUUUGAGUUGUUGUAAUACGGUUAGUGGAUGUAUAUACACAACAGGUGAAGCAUGUUUCCGCAGGAAGGGAUGUGAUAUCUCCCGAUUUCUAUAGAUUUGAGGUGUAGAUGGAUGUAAGUUGUAAGGUAAGGCAAUUUGACGUUGGAUUCCCGGUCGAGAAUACGCAUGGUUGUGAUUGAUAGCCGAAGGGGGUGUAAUUUUUGUUUCAUUUAUCCAUCUAAACACACACCACUAAUUCAUGAGAGAGUAUGAAUUCCUGAUCAUUUACGCUUACAUGCCCAG
Durio zibethinus is the source of this 2574-nucleotide messenger RNA. RefSeq names its product SecY protein transport family protein (gene SCY2). Gene Ontology annotation, biological process: protein transport. NCBI's taxonomy places the organism in Eukaryota, Viridiplantae, Streptophyta, Magnoliopsida, Malvales, Malvaceae. The record is from RefSeq and is a predicted model, not a curated record. Gene Ontology annotation, cellular component: membrane.